Molecule: messenger RNA, 1545 nt
Organism: Toxorhynchites rutilus septentrionalis
Lineage: Eukaryota; Metazoa; Arthropoda; Insecta; Diptera; Culicidae
Product: PDZ and LIM domain protein 2-like
Exons: 4
Coding region: 269-1384 (371 amino acids)
Biological process (GO): muscle structure development; actin cytoskeleton organization
Cellular component (GO): Z disc; stress fiber; filamentous actin
Molecular function (GO): actin binding; muscle alpha-actinin binding
Source: RefSeq, a predicted model, not a curated record
AAUAUUUUGCCUGAGAGGACUGAUUUAAAAAUAUGAAAAACUGAACACGGGGAAAAACAACCAAAUCAAAUUGAUGUGCGACCCAGGGCAAAGAUUUUGUUCCACUGGCUCAGUCUCGCGUCUAUUGUUCAGAAGAAGAGUCACCAGCUCGCUUGCCAGCAGUUUCCCCGUGUGAAGUGAUAUUAAUUUCUAGAAUCCAGUGGCUAGUGGGGGGAAAAAAUUAGAACUCUUUCCUUGCCUCGCUUCUUAUCAUCCUCUUAUCGAGCGAAUGGCUCUCGACGAACCCAAACUGGCACCCGAAGGGGACGAGCAGCAGCAGCAACGGGACCACCACCCGUGGGCCAUAAGAAUUGGCAAGAAACGUGACGAUGCUCCCGACUAUUACAAGCAGCCCAAGUUCAAACGAAACAUAAUUCCCUUCGACACGGAGGAUUUAUCGGUGCGGGUUAUCCGCGAACGCUUUCUUAUUCCGGACCAGGUCAGAGAGUACAGUCCGGCGGAGAAGGCGGGUCUGAAGCUGGGCGAUGAGAUUGUCAAGAUCAACGGUGCGGAUGCGUCCGCGAUGCGACUAGCUACGGCCGAAUCCGUCAUCAAGCAGGCCGGCGAACAGUUGCACCUGAUAGUGGCCAAGGGCGAUGAAGAUGCAGUGAAGAACCCCGACAAAACGAAGGAAACCCGCGAGAUCAAGUUCGCAGUAUAUUUCCCGGAACAUGCCAGCGAGGUUCGAUCUCGCUCGUCGACUUACAGCCCAACGUUUUCCCCGCAACCAAGACGCUCGCCAUCCUGUGAGUCCUGCGAAUACACCAACGCCGCAGUCGUCGAGGAGCAGUUGCGUCAGAUGCAAAAACAACUCAACGAGAUUAGCAUCAUCCCGAUGCAGAUCCAGGCGACGCUGAGCUAUUUGACGAAAGCUUUGGCGAAAUAUGCCCCACCCGAGGUGCAGCGAGAGCUACCCAGGUCGCUCAGGAGCAGCUCCGUCCGAGAGACUAUUCCAGAGGAAGUCGAAGAACCGGAAAUGGAUAUCCCUGAGGAGUCGGAUCAGGAAGAUCUAGCCGAAUGUUUGGAAAUGCUUUACGACGAAUCCGAAGUCUUGGAUGUGAUUCCUCCGAGAUGUUUGGAGUACGAAUAUCAAUCGGAAGAGAACGAGGAGAUGGAACAAGAAACGGAAACUAGCGAAGAAGAACGCCUCAAGCAGGAGAAGCAGGAACGGGUUAGCAAGCUGGAACGCGCAUGGCCCUGGAGUCAGACCGCCAAGCCAAUUCACAAGCGAUCGAAUUGUCACUUGGUUCCGAGCAUGGCCCUUGAGAAGUCUAAAAUUAAACAGUUUAUGGAGAGUGAACUUAUGUUUUACAAUCGAGGAUAUCGUCAAAGGAUUGGAAAUUGAGCUCCCCGCGUAUAUCGAAUAUGAGAAAUUAAGCAAAUCCAAGAUACAUUCGAGCCUGAAAUCGUUGAUUUGCAUAGUGUUCUUCUUAUCCAUCGAACGGUUUCUCAUUGAACUUCAUUCAUUUUUUCUACUAUGAAAUAUAUCUUUUUUGUCACCAAAAA